AUGGUCGUUCCUGCCAUAAGCAGUUUUCGGUUGGCGGCUCUGUGUUAUUGCACAGUCUUGUUUCACUUUCACCGUUGAACGCGCACCGUCAGUACCUGUGUCACUCAGUGGUGUGCUACAAGUAGGUUCACUAGGAUAAAACAGGAUAAUAUGGCAUCCACUGGUAAGAUCAUCAUUCGCAUCAUCUUCUUGCUCUGCAUGCUCCUGAUACUGCUCGGGGACUACACGGGACUCGUUGACAAGUUGCUUGGUGGAGCUAAGGAUCCUUCCAGACCCAGGCCAACGAAUCCUGGAUAUGGUGAUAACAAAGCUGACAUCGACUUAGAUGCUGACAUUGAGGAUGAAACGCUCAGACAAUUAGGUGGACACUCUUCGAAAUCCCAGAUCCUGGCUACCAUCAAGAAUGCUUGUCUACCGAAACUCAUCUGCGAACUGAACGCCACUCCACAAAAGGACAAGCUUACCGAGUCCGAAAAGUCACUUCUAUCCUUAAUAAGGGAUACAUCGAUCAGUACAACUGCAGAGCUGACCUCCAAAUACCACUUCGCUGCGCACAUGGGUCAAUUGAUCAAUGGAGUAGACGGCAAUGGAUGUCACAACUUCUAUCCCACGUGUCCGUUCCCAGGAUUACAGGUUCUUCAGAUCAUGAAGAAAGUUAGAAUGCGUUAAUUUGAUCAAGUAUAAACUUCAACAAAAAUUAAAACAUUGCUCAACUAAUAUGUUUAGAUCACGAAAGUUACCUAAACCUAAAUAAAAGUUGCUUUAUGUGCAACGCGUUUUGAAUUUAAAGAGAGAAAGAAUUAUGGACUAUAAUAUUACCGAAUUAAGUUUAUUAUUAUAUUUUUAUUUUUGUUAGCCUUUGAGAGCUAAUGACUAUUUUAAGUUAGAAUUAUUUUGUAGUCUAAAUUAGCGGUCACCAACCGGUAGUACACGGACCACUUAUUUCGGACCAUAAGACGCACCUUUUUGCAUAGAAAAUGCGUCUUAUAGUCCGACUUUUUUUUUUAUAAAAAUCGUAUAAUUAUGUAACUGUAGAAAAUAUACAUUUUCAAUAUUCACGC
Nicrophorus vespilloides is the source of this 1061-nucleotide messenger RNA. RefSeq lists its product as uncharacterized. NCBI's taxonomy places the organism in Eukaryota, Metazoa, Arthropoda, Insecta, Coleoptera, Silphidae. The transcript is spliced from 3 exons. The coding region runs from base 151 to 669 and encodes 172 amino acids. The record is from RefSeq and is a predicted model, not a curated record.